This is a messenger RNA of Penicillium olsonii, 738 nucleotides long. NCBI's taxonomy places the organism in Eukaryota, Fungi, Ascomycota, Eurotiomycetes, Eurotiales, Aspergillaceae. The record is from the annotation of a GenBank genome assembly.
AUGGCCCACCACCGCAGGAUCGAGCUCCAGUCUCCAGCAGACUUCACAUAUCUCUAUGCAAACACCGUCGCCCUCUCAAGGCGCCAACUCGACCUCCACAUUCCCCCCUCCGCUACCGAAAAAGAAGCUCCCGAUCCCAUGCGCGAACGCGUUCGCGAGCUAGUCGACGAAUACAUCCACAAAACCUUCGACACAGCAUCCGCCUCAAUCAGCAUCAACGGGAUCGACUCCACGUCCCCCCAAUUCCCAUUCCCAGCCGCAUUCACAGAACCAGUCGAGCAAGUCGAAUACGAAGCAUAUGACAGCGAACUUGCGGCGCGCGUGACAUCUCUCUACGCGCAGCUGGAAUCACUGAACACAACAGUCGCGCAGCAUCGACGAGACGCGCCGAGACGCGCCGCGAAAGAAUAUGCGGCGCAGUUGAAGAAGAUGAUUCAGGAGGAUGAGGAUUAUGAGGCUCAGAUGUCUGAGUCUAUGGAGAGAGAUGGGAAAGAGGGCUCUGAGGGGACGGCUGUUGACCCGGCUUGGAACUUGGAGGCUGCGCUUGGGACGGAGGAGGAGAAGGAGCGUUGGGGGAGUGGGGAUAUUGCGGGGGUUUAUGAGGAUACGUUACGGAUGUUGUUGAGGUUGCAGGGUGAAGAUGCUGUGGAGGGUGAGGGUGAGGCUUUGGCGACGACGGUUGGGAAGGCGGAGCGCGCUGGGCGUGCUGCUGAGGUGGUGGAGAAUAUGAUGAAAUAA